Saccostrea cuccullata (small rock oyster) is the source of this 652-nucleotide messenger RNA. RefSeq lists its product as uncharacterized. The coding region runs from base 1 to 549 and encodes 182 amino acids. Lineage: Eukaryota; Metazoa; Mollusca; Bivalvia; Ostreida; Ostreidae. The record is from RefSeq and is a predicted model, not a curated record. The transcript is spliced from 4 exons.
AUGAAUUCGUGGGUUAAAACAAACAGUUUGUCAAAAAAGAAAAGUGCCACUUUUACCUUUCUAGAAAAUGGAAUUCAGACGUAUAGAAGAAUGGUUAGGAAAAAAGACAUAGUGAAAGUGUUUGUAAUCUAUCUGUCUCUCUGCCACGUUUGUCCUGCUCAUCCCUGUGGUGAGAACCCACUCCGCAGCUUAAUCAGCAUAUCAGUCAAAACAGGUCAUCCAUUACGCUCUGUUCUUCUUGCUUUGAGGGAGAUGAAUGGUGUGAUGUAUAAAGAACUCCAGAAUAACUUUCAGCGAUAUGCAGGCUGUAUUGGAAUCGUGGAUACAGGUUACUUCAAACGUUCGGCUGCUUCAGUUUCACCUUACAAGCGCACACUCGACAACGACCAGGAUCAUAUAGAGGCUUUAGAUUUAUUUAAAACUUGGAUUAAACGGGAUUCCAGUCAGACGGAUCGUUUGUCACUUCUUAAGGAGGCAGAGGUCAUCAUGAAUAAUGAACUUUCUCCAUUCUCACGACAAUUUGAGGAGGACUACAUUACCAAUACGUGAAAUACAAGUCUUUGUAAUUAGCUGCAAUAACUUUCGCCGGUAUUCAAAUCAAUUAUCUCCAUCUUUUAUUUUUCUUAUAGGAUAUGAUUUUAAAUAAAGGUGC